Molecule: messenger RNA, 7089 nt
Organism: Manduca sexta (tobacco hornworm)
Lineage: Eukaryota; Metazoa; Arthropoda; Insecta; Lepidoptera; Sphingidae
Gene: babo
Product: TGF-beta receptor type-1
Exons: 9
Coding region: 281-1810 (509 amino acids)
Biological process (GO): cellular response to growth factor stimulus; nervous system development; protein phosphorylation
Cellular component (GO): plasma membrane; activin receptor complex
Molecular function (GO): activin receptor activity, type I; activin binding; ATP binding
Source: RefSeq, a predicted model, not a curated record
UAUAAGUUCACUCCAAAGUUCACUUCCGCGGGGCUAUUUACCUUCCGGAAAAUUGCAAUAAAUAUAACUUAUAUUCUAAUUAAAUCGAUUUUGUACUGUGUAUAAAUAUUUUAUAAUAAAUAGUGUUUUUGUAAUGAAAUUGUAACUUCUUAGAAAAUAGUUCUAGUAACUACUAUACCUACAUAUAUUGAAAAUGUCAUAUGUUCCUAGAAGUGUUAGGAUACAUCAAUGGCCGUGUCGCGCGAGUGUCAAUAAGUGUUAUACGGAACUAUAGAUUGCAAUGUUUCUCUCAAAGAAUGUUAUCAUGAACACUUUCCAAUGGCGAAAAUGGGUUUUGCUGUUGAUGUUUGCCGUGUACCAGAAAAUCACCGUGGUGAACAGUUUAAAAUGUUACUGCAACAGCGAAAUGUGUCCAAACUCAACCUGUAUCACAAAUGGAUUUUGCUAUGCAUCAACUAGUCUAGACAAUGGCCAGCAAAAAUUUACUUACCAAGAGGUGAACAUUCGCUGUUUGAACUUGAGUAGAGAGUUUCCUCCUGACUAUCCACUGACAUGCCAAAAGCCGACAGCAUAUUGCUGUCAAAAAGAUCUCUGCAAUUCUGAUGAAAUAGCCCGGGAAAAAUUGUCCAAAGUGCUUCACGACUCAGCCAUGGAGACGAGUCCAUCGGCGACGGCAUGGCAAGUGGUGCCGUGGGUGAUGGCGCUCAUGGUAUUUGGGAUAUGCGCCGCCAUAAGCCUUUGGUGGGCGAAGCGCUGGCGUGCCGAGGGUAAAAGACCGCCCAGACCUUACCCCGAUGAGGAUGAGACCAAGCACAUUCUCAACUCGAAGACCUCCUUACAGGUUUUGUUGGAAUCCAGCAACUCAGGAUCUGGUUCUGGCUUGCCCCUACUGGUACAGCGGUCGAUAGCACGCCAGAUCCAAUUAGUGGAUAUAAUAGGCAAAGGACGUUUCGGAGAGGUGUGGCGCGGACGUUGGAGGGGCGAGAAUGUCGCUGUCAAAAUCUUCUCGUCCAGAGAGGAGAGCUCAUGGUUUCGUGAAGCCGAAAUCUACCAGACGGUGAUGUUGCGUCACGAGAACAUCCUUGGCUUUAUCGCUGCAGAUAACAAAGACAACGGCACUUGGACGCAGCUGUGGCUGAUUACGGAUUACCACGAGAAUGGCUCGCUGUUUGACUUCCUGACGGCCCGCACGAUCGACUCCCUCACCCUCGUCAAGAUGGCACUCUCCAUAGCAACGGGACUUGCGCACUUGCACAUGGACAUUGUCGGCACUAAAGGAAAACCAGCAAUAGCUCACAGAGAUCUUAAGUCGAAGAACAUAUUGGUGAAGAGCAACUUGACGUGCGUGAUUGGAGACCUGGGGCUGGCGGUGCGGCACAACGUGUGCAGUGACUCCGUCGACGUGCCCACCACGAACAGGGUCGGCACCAAACGAUACAUGGCGCCGGAGGUCCUCGACGAGUCGAUGGACACGCGACAGUUCGACCCUUACAAGCGCUCCGACGUGUAUUCGUUCGGGCUGGUUCUGUGGGAGAUAGCUCGACGAUGCGGCGUGAUGCCCGAUGAGUACCAGCCCCCGUACUACGACUGCGUGCCGCCAGACCCGGCGCUCGAGGACAUGAGGCGCGUCGUCUGCACGGAGAAGCGGCGGCCCAACGUGCCCAACAGAUGGCACUCUGAUCCGGUACUGUCAGCUAUCUCGAAGGUUAUGAAGGAGUGCUGGUAUCAGAAUCCGGCGGCGCGGCUCACCGCACUACGCAUAAAGAAAACCCUCGCAAACAUCGGCACCGCUGACUGCAUCAAGCUGUAAUGUGCGAUCGGCAAGGAUAAGGUUAAUUGGGGCUGGGACAUAAGACCGGACGAAAAAGUAAUUUCGGCAACCGCCACAGCAUGGCAAAUUAAAUACAUUUGAUAUGUAAUUAACAGUACUUGUCUUAAUGAAGUAUUUUUAUCAAUCUCGCUAAGUGGAUAAUAUUUUUAACAAUUUUAUUGUAAUCGUAAGUCCCUAUUAAACAUAUCGCGUAAUUACACACGAUUUGUGAGAAUUGCCAGUUUAUAAUUUUAUUUGGAAGUUUUGCGUUGGGGUUAGUUCUUAAUCACUUGCAGUGUAAAACUUAACUAAGGUAAAUUAAUGUUCGGAAGUGAGUACGGAGCUGAGGGUAUUUUAAGAUUGUCUAUAUUUCAUACCUCAGAUAAUUUGAAAUGCUGUAAUCCAUUUCUCAUACCAUUUUUACAGAAACGAGCUACAUUUGUUUGUAUUUUGGGAUUGAACAUUUAUUUUCCGGUCUUCAUGCCCUAGUCUCAACUCGUUUUUGUACGUCUCUGCUUGUCUGUGACACAGGGAAUGCUGGAAAUAAGUGAACCAUUCUGUGCUACUUGUUUAUUAAUAUGAGUGAAUAGUUUGGAAGCAGUCAGUCCUUCACCGGCUUGUGUGACCCGCGUCGGUAUCGAUGCCAAGGUCAAGCGGCGCCAGGAAGACUGCAAACGAAUAGUGCUUUUAACAUAUAGCUACUUGCCCCUAUUUCUUCCAGCUCUGUGAUAUAUUUUUUUAAAUCUUUACAAAAUACAAUUAAAAGUAACAACUAAAAUUAAGGCUAGUUUAUUUGUUCGAUCAAUUUCCUAUAGCCAUCAGUCAGUUCAGCACAUUAUCAAUUCUCUACAGAGUUUGAUGGAAUAGGGGUACUAAUGGUUAGGUACGCACCCCGGCCCGUUGGGUUUGCCCCUUCAUGGCAGUUUCGAUGCUAAGCUGGCAUACCACAUCUGCAGUCUUUCAUUUCACAUAGUUUCAGAUUUGGAUACAUUCAAUAUGUAUUCGCUAAAAACCCAAACAGGAAAAUAAGUUAAACAUGCAUUAGCAUGACCCCUUUUUGACCAAUAUAAACAAGGAAUUAUCCUUGUUAUUAUCUUCUAUAUUGGUCAAAGACGGGUGUAGGUUUCUUUAAUUUGGUAAACAGAAAGCAAGGCGUGUGAUGAACUCUGACCAGUGAUCGUUGGUUCCCAGCUUAGCACGGAUAUAUGGUUCACAAGCCACUAAGCAAGUCUCCUGACCCUACCUCUUAGAUUAUAGUCAAUAUCAGAAAGGAGCAUUUAUUAUACUAAUAUGUUAUAAUGGACUUGGAGAUGUAGUGAUAGUUUUUCGUUACCAAGUACGUAAGUUAUAACUUUUGUUAAGGUUUUUAUUCCAAUUAUUUUGCGUAAUAAUUAUAUAAGAGCAGAACAACUUUUUUUUUUAACUUUAUUUUUGUAAACUAUUUUUUUCUGUGAUAUAAAUUGAAGUCGCAGCUAUUGUAAUUAGUUUUAUAUUACUUGUGUUCGUUUAUUGAAGUAGUCCUGUUGUUCCGCGCGUGACGACAGCGGAUGUAGACAUAUAUUUUCUACGCAAUUUGUUCGUUUGUUUUCACCUUGUAAUGAUCUACCAAAUCUAUUGAUACGUUAUGUGGAAGUCGUUGUGAUGCCGCCUGCUGGGGGCAGGGCGUUGGGUUGUGUUGCACCGUGCACGUCCUCACGUCGCACGCGACUAGUACGCGACUAGGACUCGACUAGGACUCGACUAGGACGCGACUCGUACGCGAGUAACGCACGCGGCCUUGCAACGCGCGUUUCCGUACUUUUGACAUGUUAAUUAAAUAAAUAUCCGUUUAAAAGACAGUUCGAGAUUUUGUGUUGAAAUUAUUAUUACCAACAAUUGGUCCCUUUCAUAAAUAUCAUUUGACACUGAGGGUGCCCCGUGACGUUUUAUAAUGCAAGUGAUAUUUAUGACGGAGUAAAUGGACGCACGUUGUGCGUUAUUGAUAAGUGACGAAAGAUUGAAAUUUAAAUAUACAUUUGUAAAAUAUACAUAUUUUCAUACUUAUUCGUUUCCUAGAGUCUUUGAAUGAUAAGAUAUUUGGAAUUUGUACAUAGAGCGUUAAAUUAGUCCUUUGAACAUUACAUACUAUAAACCUAAAAGGUUCUUUAACCACAUAGAUUUCGUACGAUUGUGUAACUAAAUAUGUAGAGGUUUAUUUGAAUGGCACUGUUCGAUAACACUGAGUCCAUUUUUCUGAUUUCGUCACGCGCGCCAUAUAAAGCCUAAAUUUUGGUCGCUAAAUGUGUACAAAUUUAAGUUUACAACUACAAAGCAAUAUAAUCUUAUAAGUAUAAUAUAUUUCGUAGGUUUUGAGAGGUGAAAAUGAGAAUAUAUAAAUUCUGUUGUCUGAAUCUUAAAAUUGAACUCACUUGUUCGAGAGCGUCGUCAUUCACUUUUAUUUAUUGUUUUAUUUUACUAUUUUCCAUAUAUAUAUAUAGAUGCGAUUCGCGAGUGGGCACUUACAUUACGUACAAAGUUGGGAUUGUUCUAAUAAAUAAAAAUGGAAAAUGGAUAAGUUUAUAGAUUGGUAUAAUUAAUGUUCAAUUCUGUACUAUAAUUUUUACAGUUUUAGUUAUUAUUGAUAAUAUUUAAGAAUUAUACGUCGUGUAAAUAUAUGUAACAUCAGUCAAAUAUCAGAUAAUAAGGUUCGUCGACAGUGAAAUUCAUAGACUGAUUGUACCUACUAUAAUAUUUACUUAUAUAAUACUAAUGGACCUAUAAGUGACGAGAAGCGUUGCGUACACCACAUACCACGUCACCAUUUUUAGUUAGGAGUUGAAUUGAGUUUUCCACAGAGACAAUAGUACAUCGCAACCUACAUCUGCAUUACUGAUGUCAUGAGCCUGGAUCUGGUUCGGGACCAUGGGUCCAUUAACGCGUUUGGGUGAUAUAAGGAAAAUUACUUCAAUUUUGCUGUUUUUUUAAACAAUAGGUGAUUGAGCUGGUAUCAUUAACUUCAAAUAUACUAAAAUCAGAAUGUAUGACCACGUUGGAAACGUUUUCCUUUCAUAGGGUAUACUUUUUUUAUAAUGAAAGCAACAGUUGUAUCAACGAAUGUUGUGAUUUAAUUCAGUAAAGAUAAACUUUGUCUUCCAGGGCAUUUUAGUAAAAUAGCUUCAGUAAGAACAUUUUUAACAUUUUGCAUAAUACCUAUCGGCUUUAAAUCACCCCGGCGAAUGUAAAGAUAAAAAGACACGAACAUUGCCAAUAAAAAUAAAAUAUCGUGUAUCGUCAAGUUUGUUCGAGUGGAUGUAAUUGAGUAAAAUUAGUUGUUGCUAGACAAACAUUCUAUGGAAAUAAAUAGAGUUAUAUUUGCCGUGAGUGGGAUAAGGGGUUCUCGAGAGGUAUUUCGCUUUGUGCGUCGCUCAUCAGGUCCACUAGUUGCAGGAGUCGAGAAAUUUUCAACGAUGAAUCACGUAGGCACGUCGCCAGAUGUCGCAGAGGGAUUCGUAAAUGUGUUUUUUCAAAGAGGAGUUUCAGUGAUGCCAGCAUUCAGCAACUUAUCGGUUUAUAUAAAUUGAAAGUCAUUCUUUACUUAUUAUUGGACAACCUGGUACACAUAAUCGGAAGCCGCUUUUAAACUAAUUUUGAAAAUCAAAAAUAAAUAGACGCUUCGUUACGUAAUAUAUUGUACUGGCUUCUGCGCGUAAUGUUGAAAAAAUACGCUUGCUAUACCAUAGGACAAAAUUUAUUAUCGUGUUUCUUCGCGACGUUUGCCCAAUUAUGUCGUAGAUCUAAUUUCCUUUGCGCCGUCCGUUUUCAAUUUAAAAAUUUAGUGUCGUUUUAAGUGUUUAUUGUCCAUCUUUUUGUGGGCGAAUUUUUACACGUGAAAUAACUAAUACGCGUUUAUGUAUUCAUAAUUAAUUUUAUACGAAUAUGCAUGCACUCAGGUCGUCUUAAUCUAUUUCGUAAUGUAUCGUGUACUAUAGAAUUUCCUUGUCAAUCCAAUCUGUCUAUUUUCGGCCCUCGGUACCUUAAACCGUACUAAAUAAAGAAUAUGUUUUUAUAUUAUAAAUUAUUGAUGUAUGUGUCACUUAACGUACCUACAUGGAUGUUGUAUGUGUUAUUGUAUGUAAUGUUAGAAUUAAGUUUCAGCGUGUGUUGCUCGCAUGCCGUGAGUACUUUAUAAUUUGUUUCUGUCUUACUGCAUUACCUAUUCGUGUAUAAAUAGACCACUUAUUUAUAAUACAUUAAUAGUUUUAUUUUUAAAGAAAAACAUUAAAACCGUAUGUAAAUUGUGUUGUUACUUUGCUGUACAUAUUAUUGUAAUCAUUAAUGAAGAGGCUUGGUAAUAAUCUAUUCUCGUUUCCCAUAAUUCGGCUUGCGAGCUACACUUCAAUACUUGAUGUCAUUUUAUAGAUGUCUAUUGGAAUUGAAUGUAACGAUACCAAUGUCGACGUAUUCAAACACUCGUUAUGGUAACGGACUACGCGAUACGAUUAGUAACAUUGUCAAUUUAUGUAUAUGUAUUUAUCUUGUACCUCCCGAUGUACUGCCAGAUACCAUCUGUAUAAUUUAGACAUCUCGUGUUGUCUCCAUUGAAGAUUUUACAUCCCUUACAAAUCUUAAGGUCUGUGUCUUCUAUAGUAGUUUACUAAAAAUUUAUAACAAUAUAUGUCGGAAAUAUAAAAAAAUUAGUGGCUUAGAAAUAGAUUUGAUACUUGGUGUUUGACGAGUGGCGAUGGGCCAGAUCGUCGACUGGGAAGAUUUGAUAUUUGUUUAGGAAGCGAUGAAGAUUGUAACAGGAAAUGGGUAUUUUCAAUCGAUAAUGUGUUAUAAUAUAUGCGACCGGGGGCUCUGGUCGAUUUGUGUUGAACAACGGGCAGAGCGCAGUCACGCCACCGCGCCACAGUUGACGUUUGGCCCAACUCUAGAUUCCUAGUUGGUGACUUCUUAGAUAAGUUUCGUUACUCGUAUACUUAUUGAUAAUGGAAAUUAUAGACUUAGGCCGUCAAGUUCAAAUUUGUGUCAUACAAAACGAUGGUACAAGUGUCAAACUAUUUUGGUUUGACGAAUUAUUUGAUGAGCAAUACCAAGAGAGUACAAGUUAUGAUUUUUACUUAAAACAUGCAAUAACUUAAUACGGUAAAAGGCAGCGUCAUAUCAUGCGAAUUCGACGAUUGAUUCCAAAUACGAUUAUUUUUAUGUAAAUACCAUUAUUUAAUCAUCCAAUAAAAUAAGUUUUAUUAAUUGGUUACGGAGUGGAUUAAUUAAUAUAAUAAAUAAAACAAGUGUUUUUA